AUGAUCGACUUCGCUCCAGCCAGCGUGCCACUGGAUCGGCGCCUGCAGACAGCGGCCGUCCUGAAGUGGGUCUUCUGCUUCCUCGCUCUGGCCCCCUGCUGUAUUGUUCUGUUCAUCUACCUCCUGUUCACGCGGUUUUGGCUGGUCUGUGUGUUGUACGCCACCUGGUGGUUCGUUGACUGGGACACGCCGAGCCGUGGAGGAAGGAAGUCCCCCUUUCUGUGUCGACUCCCUUUGUGGAAUUACAUGAGAGACUACUUCCCCAUCCAGCUGGUGAAGACGGCCGAGCUGGACCCCAGGCACAACUACAUCCUGGGCUUUCACCCCCACGGCGUCCUGGUGACUGGGGCCUUCGCCAACUUCUGCACGCAGGCCACGGGGUUCGGCCAGCUGUUCCCCGGCCUGGAGAGCUACCUGCUCAUGCUGCCGCUGUGGUUCCGCGCGCCUUUCUUCAGAGACUACAUCAUGUGUGCAGGUCUCAUCCCUUCUGACAAGGACAGUGCCAGCUAUUUGCUCCGUAGGGAAGGGGGCGGGAACGCUGUAGUCAUCGUAGUGGGCGGAGCUCUCGAGGCACUGGACGCUCAUCCAGGUGCCCACACGUUGCUGCUGGCCAAUAAAAAAGGCUUUAUCAAGCUGGCAAUGGAGCAUGGUGCCAGCCUCGUCCCUGUUUAUUCUUUCGGAGAAAACGAGGUGUUUGACCAAGUCCCCAACCCGCACGGAACCUGGCUGCGAUGGAUCCAGGAGCACCUGCAGAGCAUCAUGGGUAUUUCCCUGCCCCUCUUCCAUGCGCGAGGGGUUUUCCAGUACAGCUUCGGUCUGGUGCCCUACAGGAAGCCCAUCGCUACCGUUGUGGGUAAACCAAUCAGGGUGAAGAAAAACCAGAAGCCCUCGGCUGAGGAGUUGGAUGCGGUACACCAGCUCUACAUGGAUGAGCUCGCACAGCUAUUCGAAGAGCAUAAAGGCAAAUAUGGGAUUUCUGAAGACACACACCUGAUCUUCCAGUGAACAGCAGAGCUGAAGACACACACCUGAACCGCAGACCUGAAGACACACACCUGAUCUUCAUAUGAACAGCAGACUGUGGACAGAUGCAGUGUGUGUAUGUGUGUGUGUAUGUGUGUGCGCGUGCAAGAGAGAGAGAGA
This is a messenger RNA of Electrophorus electricus (electric eel), 1143 nucleotides long. RefSeq names its product monoacylglycerol O-acyltransferase 2 (gene mogat2). Lineage: Eukaryota; Metazoa; Chordata; Actinopteri; Gymnotiformes; Gymnotidae. Gene Ontology annotation, cellular component: endoplasmic reticulum membrane. Gene Ontology annotation, biological process: diacylglycerol biosynthetic process; triglyceride biosynthetic process. Gene Ontology annotation, molecular function: diacylglycerol O-acyltransferase activity; 2-acylglycerol O-acyltransferase activity. The record is from RefSeq and is a predicted model, not a curated record.